Molecule: messenger RNA, 989 nt
Organism: Amoebophrya sp. A25
Lineage: Eukaryota; Dinophyceae; Syndiniales; Amoebophryaceae
Source: the annotation of a GenBank genome assembly
GCUUGGAAACUCCCAAACAGGGCUUCCAAAAAGUACACCAGCAACGACUUUUUCUUCCUCGACUCCUUUCUUGGGAGGAGUUGGUGCUUCUUCCUUUGGACGACGAGGCGCUUCUUCAGAAGAAGUGUCUUCUUUCGAAAUGCAUGAUGGAUCUUUCGACUUUGAGGAGAUACAGGCCGUCCAAGAUGAGCUCUAUAGAACACAGUUGCUGCAUUUGCUUGGACUGCAAAAUGAAGAUGGUGUUGAGCAGGAUUUCACGCGAUUGUUGCCUGCCUCCUCGUCAAAAUAUACAACUACGAAAGAACUACCAGAUGCAGAGCGAAGGCUCCUGCAGUCUCCAUCAGGGUCUGUAGCGCGUUUAGUGAUUCCGCGUAACCUAGAUGCGACAGACAAGCAAAUGAAAGUAUCAGCUCUGCCUGCGCUUGCCUUGUCUAAGGAGCUCUGGGCCUAUCGAAAUGACAAACACUCCGAUUACCUAGAAUGGCAAGGCAGGAUAACGAACAACGAGGAAGGCACAGCGCAGAAGAAAAAGACAACUCCAAAGCAUAAGUUUGAAGUGUAUGCGUAUCCCGCGGACGAGACGGAAAUCAACAAGGUCCUCAAAGGAGACAAGUGCAAUACGGUAGACUUUCUGAUUGGUACGCAUAACGCGCCUUCCGUGCCGCUUACACGGGGAGAUGAGGGUAUUUCCACCCUUUCUCCACUCGACGACGUCCUACGUAGUCUUGGUUACGAUCUUCCAGCUGCACCCGAAUUUGUUGUGCCUCAGUCUCAAAAUGAAACACGAACACCUAGUACUUCUCCCGCGCCGCGCGCUCCUCGCAAUGCCCCUGGUCAGGGUUCUGGUGCUUCAGCUGCUACUACAAAUGUAGGUGCACCAGCAACAGGAGGUGGCGCGGCUGCGGAAGAACAAAAAAACGGUAAUCAUGACGUGCAGAAGGGGGCAUCUUCUGAUGGCACUGGACCAGAUUACACUGGGAAUCCUCAAG